Messenger RNA from Hemisphaericaspora subhashii, 1959 nucleotides. RefSeq lists its product as uncharacterized. NCBI's taxonomy places the organism in Eukaryota, Fungi, Ascomycota, Pichiomycetes, Serinales, Debaryomycetaceae. Gene Ontology annotation, molecular function: spindle pole body-nuclear membrane anchor activity. Gene Ontology annotation, cellular component: nuclear pore transmembrane ring; spindle pole body. The record is from RefSeq and is a predicted model, not a curated record. Gene Ontology annotation, biological process: nuclear pore organization; spindle pole body localization. The transcript has a single exon. The coding region runs from base 1 to 1959 and encodes 652 amino acids.
AUGGAUACGAGUACUACUACCCCGACUGGAGUGAAGGUUGUUAAUAAUUACCAAUACAUCUUUGGUAAAGUAUUAAACAAACGAUUGAAAUUUAUACUUAAUAUUAAUAUCUUACUUGCUUUACUAAUAUCAAUUAUAUUAAGAUUACCAUUUGGUCAAUUCUGGUUUAAUUUAUUGCUUACGAUAAGUAUUAGAGGACCAAUCUUAUUUCUUGCAUUUAGUUUAAUUAGACAAGCCAGGAAAACUCAUUCAACUGUUGAUUAUACAAUUCAUAAGACUUUAGGAUCACAAAUUUAUUACACCUUGUUUUCCAUGAACUUUUUAACUAAUUCAAUUUAUUAUGUUUUGUCUGGUUAUUUAAUUGCAGGUGUUUUUAUAUUCCAAUUGCUGUUUACUUUUGAUUAUUAUUUAUUAUCAAAAGAAUAUAGAAAGAAUCCAUUGAUUAAUGAUCAAUGGGUAUUUUAUUGGUAUUAUCCUUUAUUUAUGGGAUUGUUUUAUAGUUGUCAUCAAUUGAUAUUCCAAAGAAAUAGAUUACAAUUUGAAUAUGGACAUACCAAGAAAAACCCAGCUAAUUAUUUGUUUGGUCAUUUGCCUCAAUUAUUAGGGAAUUCAAUUGGAUUAAAUAUUUUCAUUACAUUAUUAACACCCGCGAGUUAUUGGAUAAUCAAACCAUUGAUUUAUAAAGCAAAUAUCUUGAUUAUAUUAUUGCUCGGAUUAGAUACCAAAAUCCCAAUGAAUAACACCACUUGGACAACAUAUUUCCAAUUAGCAUUCCUUUCAAAUAUCACAUUACUUUCUUGGGAAAUCAUAAACCACGCGUUUAACGUCUAUGCCACAAUCGGAUGUCUCGAUGGGAAAAAACCAAUCAGCACCUAUAGUUCAGAUCCAAUUCAUUGUUUAUUAUCUGGAUUACGUAAUGUCGACCCUGAUUAUCAAUUGAGUAGAUUAACCGCAUUUCAAGAAUUAGCCUACAUUGCAACCACAACCGAACCAGAUGGUAAGAAAUUAAGAAGUGCAAUCUUUAGUGCAAGAUCUAAAAAGGGAUAUGUCUGGCCAGCAAUAUUUGAUGAAUGUUCAUUGAUUAUUAAAGAGACUACUGAUCGAAUCAAUUAUCGUACUGCGGCUGACCUUAAGGCGUUAAAAGAAAGUCAGAUUAAUAUUAAAGGGGAUGUGAAUAUUGGAUUAAGAGGACGUAAUAGGGGAGGUAGUGUUGUUGAUGAUGAUAUUUUUGGGAAUUCUUUUAUAAGUAGUCCAAUCGCAAAAUCAUCCCCAGUUAGUCCACUUAAACUGUAUGGUGAUACUUUAGAUUCUAAAAAAAUUGAAGAAAAAACUACAAAUCCACUUGUUAUAUUUAUAAAUCAAAGUCUUGUUGUACCUUUACAAUCCCUCAUAUCAACAUUCUCCACAGGAGUCAACACCAAGGAUCAAAAAUUCUUGACCCAACUAAAAUCAAUCUAUACAAAAUUAAGCCAAAUCUAUAACAUAUAUCAUCAAAAAUUCUUACAAACCUGGCUAGGAUUAUUCUUCAGAACAACCCUUAAACGAGACACAGAAUCCCGAGUUAUAAAUCCCGUUAAUUUCGGUAAUGCAAUAAUUGCAAUCUCAAAUCUUUUACAACAUUCAGUUGAAGAAGAUAAAAAUAAUACAAUCACCGCUAAUGAUGUUUCCGAAAUUUUGAAUCUUUUAGAAAGACCAAUUAGGGCCUGUUCAAAUUAUACUGAUUAUAUUCCGGCUUCGGUAUAUCUUUCCCAACAACAACGGGAUAAUCCUAGGAUUGCAAAGAGACAUUUGAUUGCUAUAUUGCAUGAUUUGACCAUGCAUGAAUUCUAUGAGAAUUGUGUUAAAUUUAAUGGGAAAUUGAAUGAUUUGGUAUUGAAUCCGAGAACUUAUAAAUUGGCGAAAUGGGUGAUUGAUAUUGCCAUUGCUGAACAACAACAAUCAAUUAGGACUCAUGUGUAA